Molecule: messenger RNA, 1317 nt
Organism: Thyridium curvatum
Lineage: Eukaryota; Fungi; Ascomycota; Sordariomycetes; Thyridiales; Thyridiaceae
Exons: 1
Coding region: 1-1317 (438 amino acids)
Molecular function (GO): hydrolase activity, acting on carbon-nitrogen (but not peptide) bonds
Source: RefSeq, a predicted model, not a curated record
AUGUCGAGCGCCCAGGUUUCCAGCACCGCGGGUGCAGCCCGCUCGGCGGUCAAAGCUCCCCUUCUCAUUCCCGGUCGAGGCGAGCCUGUCAAAGACGCCAUCCUAGUCCACUCCGCGGGCAAGAUCGACUAUGCCGGGCCUCUGUCCGGGCUCCCCAAGUCGCUGAACGUUGCCCCGGAGCGGACGACCGAAGUGCCAGUUUUGCUCCCCGGUCUCUGGGACUGCCACGUGCACUUCAUCGGGCACCUGGAGCAGAGCAUGGACGGCAUGGCCGGCACGCAGCCGUUCUUCGCAGGCGUCCGCACCGCCCACGACGUGGCGGCCACGCUGAGCGCGGGGUUCACGAGCGUCCGCGAGACGGCGGGCUGGGGCGUCGAGCUCUCGCAGGAGAUCGAGGCCGGGCGGCUCGUGGGGCCCAACAUCUACUCGGUCUGCGCGGCGAUCAGCUGCACGGGCGGCCACGUCGACCACCACACGAUGAAGGAGCACCACUUCCACGAGCUCGGCUGCCACGGCAUCCCGCUCGUGGUGGCGGACGGCGUGCCCGAGUGCAUCAAGGUCGUGCGGCAGCAGCUGCGGCGCGGCGCCAAGGCCAUCAAGAUCUGCACCAGCGGCGGCGUGUCCAGCGACCGCGACGACCCGCGGCACCAGCAGUUCUCGGACGAGGAGAUCAAGGCCAUGGUCGACGAGGCGGCCCGGUCGCAGCGGGCCCUGACGUGCCACGCCCACGGCCUGCCCGGCAUCAUCGCGGCGGUCCGCAACGGCGCCACCAGCGUCGAGCACGGGACCUACCUCAACGACGAGGCGAUCGCCCUGAUGAAGGAGAAGGGGACGAUCCUCGUGCCCACCCGCGGCAUCAUGGAGGACGGCCUGACGGCGGCGGAGGUGUGGUCGCCGCGGGCAUUCGAGAAGCUGAAGCCGGUGGCGGAGCAGCAUGCCAAGGCGUACCGGGCCGCCGUGGCCGCCGGGGUCAAGAUCGCCAGCGGGUCAGACUACGGCAUCAGCCAGAGAAACACGCCGCUGAGCCACGGUCACAACGGCAGAGAGAUCGAGCUGGCAGUGCAGAUAGGUGGCAUGACGCCCUUGCAGGCGAUCGAGGCAGCCACGGCUGUUGCACCAGAGGUGCUUGGCCCUCAGGCCCCCAAGGCCGGCCAGCUGAAGGAAGGUUACGACGCCGAUUUUAUCGCGUUGACGUCCAACCCCCUGGACGACAUCAGCAUCAUCGCCAACCCGGACAAUGUCACGCAUGUCUGGCUCGCGGGGAAGCUGAAGAAAUCCCCAGGGAGGCCGAUCCUGCUCUCAAGCUACUCAGAGUGA